Molecule: messenger RNA, 1311 nt
Organism: Aureobasidium uvarum
Lineage: Eukaryota; Fungi; Ascomycota; Dothideomycetes; Dothideales; Saccotheciaceae
Source: the annotation of a GenBank genome assembly
ACGCUGACCGUCUCGCAGAGCAUUCCAGCUCCUGGUAAGUGGCCUGUCGACCCCCAACAAGACGUCCCAAUCAGCGACGACCGCGUUUGGGUCGACGGAUGCUUUGAUUUUGCCCACCACGGCCAUGCCGGUGCCAUGCUCCAGGCUCGUCGUCUGGGAACUGAGCUUCUUGUUGGUGUACACUCUGACGAGGCCAUCCUCGAGAACAAGGGGCCUACCGUCAUGACUCUGGACGAACGCUGUGCUGCUGUUGACGCCUGUCGCUGGGCCACCAAGUCCAUCCCUCACGCCCCUUAUGUAACAUCACUACCCUGGAUCUCUCAUUACGGCGCCAAAUACGUCGUUCACGGAGACGACAUCACUUCAGACGCCAAUGGCUACGACUGCUACAGAUUCGUCAAGGAGGCUGGCCGUUUCAAGGUUGUCAAGCGCACUCCUGGUAUAAGCACAACCGACCUCGUUGGACGCAUGUUGCUAUGCACAAAAUCACACUUCAUCAAGGAUCUCGAUGCCCUGCUCGAAGGCCAGGAAGGUCCAGGCGGUGAAGAGGAGAGAAAGAGCACAGGAAACGACAUGAAGGAGAGAAUCAGAGAGUACGCGACAGACGAGUCUGGAAACAAGCCACUCGUCGAGGUCUGGAGUUGGCGUUCUGCCCACUCGAACCAGCAACACUUCCACCAGAAUGGCUCUUUCCUCAAGAAGGUCAAUGGAACGUCGCCACAGCCUGACCAAAAGAUCGUCUAUGUUGACGGUGGCUUCGACCUCUUUUCCACUGGUCACAUCGAAUUCCUCAAGCAAGUUGUCGAGACUGAAGAAAAGGAGGCCAAGCAGAAUGGUUGGAACAAGCACUACAGUCCUGUCUAUGUUGUUGCAGGUGUUCACAGCGAUGAAGCCAUCAACGACUACAAGGGCAUCAACUACCCCAUCAUGAACAUCUUUGAGCGCGCUGACAAGAAUCAACAGUACAUCUCCUCCCUCGUCUUCAUGGCGCCCACCGUCCCCAGCAAAGCCUUCCUCGACUCACUACCCUACUCCGUCCAAGCAGUCUACCACGGCCCCACCAUCUCAGCACCUCCCGGUCAAGACUUUUACACCGACGCAAAAGAAAUGGGCAUUUUCAAGGACAUCUCCUCACACCCAUACUCGCAAGUCAAUGCAGACUCGAUCGUCGCCCGCAUCCUAAAGAGCAGAGAGUUGUACGAGGAACGCCAGCGCGUCAAGGGAGUCAAAGGCAUUGGCGAAGAAGCCGUACGCAGAAGAGAAGAAAUGGAAAGGGAAAAGGCGGAAAAGGAUAAAGCUGCACGUGCAUAG